AUCAUCUAAAUACAAUAGAAAAUAUUACUCAAAAAAAAAAACUUUAAUUGAUUCUCUAAAAUUAAUUCUAAAUUAAUCUCAAUCGUCCAUUCUCAAUCACCAUCCCCACCAACUCAUCAUCAUCAUCUUCCUCAUAUCCUAACUCUUAUUCUCUCUUUCCCAUUUCCAAAAUCUCUCUCUCUCUCUCUCUCUCUCUCUCUCUCUCUCUCUCUCUCUCUCUCUCUCUCUCUCUCUCUCUCUCUCUCAUAUUAUGGUUAUACUUUUCGCAUAAGAACUCAAUAUAGUUUUCUGGUUAUUCUUUUUUUUAUAUAUAUACAUAUUUUUGGUUUUCCUUGUCCUUUCAAAUAAGCAAUAGGAAUUUAGAUAGAGAGAGUACCCUUUUUGGUGUCAGAAGGAAAGGAAAUCCCAAUAAAACUCAUCAAUUAUAUCCAUUUGGUGCGUGAUCUCGUCGUUUCUUUCCAUGCAAAAACGUGAUCAUUCUUACUAUAAAUAUUACCCAUAACAAACCAAACCCUACAAAAAAAUUUCACUGUUUUCUUUUUCGGCCUUCUCUCAUCUCAUCUUUUCGGAUCAUGAAAACUUGUCCAAAACAGGGUUCACUAGUCGCCUUAAACGACAACGAUGAUAAAAGUAGUACUAGAACCAAGUUUGCCUUGAGAUUUAUCCGAUCUCUAAUGGAAAUGAAAAGACGUGGACAUGUUUCUUCUUCUUCUUCUUCUUCAGAUAAUGAUAAUAAUAAUAAUAUCUCGUCUGCAGUGGCCGAACGAAGCGAGAAGAUAAAGGUGGCGGCCUAUUCUUCGAUGGCGCAUGCAGUGGGGCCCAGGAGGGCUUGGGCAAGAGCUCUUAUCUUCAAGCUUCGAAGGAGAGCCAAACGACAACGCGUUUUGAUGAAAAUGAAUAGAUCCAAAAGUCUGAAGAAGAUAAAUAAUAAAAAGAAGUUGAUGAAGAAGAAAAGGGCUGUUGAUUACAAUUACCAAAACGAUGACGUAUUUAGUCAAACUGAUAGGCUUCGAGGAAUUGUGCCUGGUGGAAAAGCCAUGGAUUUAUGCAGUUUGUUUGAGGAAACUGCUCAUUUUAUUAACUGUCUUGCUACGCAGGUCAAGGUUAUGAAGGAUAUUGCCGAUCAAUUAUCAUCAAAAUGAGAAUGAGUAUGUAUGUAUGUAUAUGUAUGUAUGUGAGAGAGAGUAUAUAUAUAUUCUUAUAUAUACACAACAUAUUAAUUUAAAGAUGUGUUUAUUAAUUUAUGAAAAAAAAUGGUAAAAUAUAACACUUUCAGCAUUAAUAUUUAUUGAUGCAUAGGAGAAACAGAUUUUAUUAUAUACUUUUUUUUAAUGAAUAGUUACCUAUAAUUUGAUCUA
Cannabis sativa is the source of this 1358-nucleotide messenger RNA. Its product is annotated as transcription factor IBH1. The record is from RefSeq and is a predicted model, not a curated record. Gene Ontology annotation, biological process: regulation of DNA-templated transcription. NCBI's taxonomy places the organism in Eukaryota, Viridiplantae, Streptophyta, Magnoliopsida, Rosales, Cannabaceae. The transcript has a single exon. The coding region runs from base 573 to 1142 and encodes 189 amino acids.